This is a messenger RNA of Botrytis sinoallii, 573 nucleotides long. RefSeq lists its product as uncharacterized. The transcript has 2 exons. Lineage: Eukaryota; Fungi; Ascomycota; Leotiomycetes; Helotiales; Sclerotiniaceae. The coding region runs from base 1 to 573 and encodes 190 amino acids. The record is from RefSeq and is a predicted model, not a curated record.
AUGCCGCCUAUGUCUUCAGCAGCCAUCAUUGAUACUCCUAAAGCAGGCCCACUCGCAUUCAAGUCUCAACCACCACCUAUCAUUCUUUCCAAAGAGAUUUCAAACACUAUCAAUGAUCGUGCAAUGACUUCUUUCUUUCUACUCACAUAUUUCGGGACUCUGGUCCUGUCAAAGGAUAUUAUGAUUUCUUUAGCUGCAUAUGCUUAUGCUUUCAAAUAUCCGUUUCUUCUUCAGAAAGCAACUCAAUCCUUUGGUUACGCACUCCAUCUUGUCAAUGAAGCAUUGACAUCCAUCGAAGAGGCCACCAAAGAUUACACUAUUAUAUCCGUGGUUCUGUUCAAUACAUUUGGAGUACUCACCUUUCAAAAUUUAGAUACCUUGAUGGAUUGUGAUAGCCAUAUAUCUGGUGCAACAUCCAUGCUAAAAUUACGUGGGUUUCGUCAAAUGGAGACUCGGCAUGGACUUCAAUUGUUUUUUCAAAUGAAUUCAAUUCUCCUACAAAGUUGUAUCUGGCAUUCAUUUCGGGUUCCUGAUGAUUUGAUUGAGUUACAGAAACACGCUGCAGGUUUUUAG